Chara braunii is the source of this 1287-nucleotide messenger RNA. Lineage: Eukaryota; Viridiplantae; Streptophyta; Charophyceae; Charales; Characeae. The record is from the annotation of a GenBank genome assembly.
ACAAUCCAGAGAGAGAGACGAUGUACAGGACAUGAGCGAGAACUUUGUUGUGAAAGAAACGCUCUACGACAGCGUGGCGCAAGAAUUGCGUGACAACGACACUGAGGAAGAGGAACCCACUGACGACGAUGAUGAGGAGGGCGAAUCGAGCGACGACGAUGAUGAGGAGGAGGAAACGAGCGAGGAUACCGAUUCAGAAGACACAGACUCUGAGGAUGAUGAAGGGCAGAACGAUUCGGGAAUUGAUGUCGACAUGUUCAAGAAGAGUCUGUUUGGAAAAUUUUUAGGAGAAGCGAAGCAGAUAAUAGCACAGGAGGUGAGAAGGGGACUGUACAACAAAUCAAGCAAGAGUGAGAAACCUCCUUACAACUUGGGAAAGCGCGGCAGGAACGCACGUCUGGACAUCUUCAAGUCAGAGCCAACAGGACAAGUUCAAGCUUCGCCAAAGUAUGCAAUCCGAUCUUUGGAAGCAAGAUAUCGACUUACUUGUCGCGGUGAGGACAAGAGGCGUGAUAAGGUCGUCAGCAGUGAAGGUCAUGUCCAUAAUCGAAAAGCGGGAGGAUCUUCGAAAUUCAAGGUUGACGAUGAUGCACUUUCCAUCGCCGCCUUGAAAACCAACGUACAUGCCCUAUCGCAUUACGCUCAACCCCACAACAUUGAAUGGUGGAAUAAGUUAAUAGCAACGCAGGAAACUCUCGACCUUGAGGACACAAACCUCAAAGAGCCUUUCGCGUGGCCCUCUGUAACAGCUGAUAUCAGCAGAGCAGGUGAAGAAGUUCCACCAACCGCUAACGGCUUUAACCAACGUUGGGAUGAUCUGUUCUCUCCUGAGAGACCCAUCUACAUCGGCGCACGAAAGAGCAGACAGUUUCGAGAGGACAGAGACGGAAAGUACAACGAUCUCGAGGUCAACACUUUCAUCGCAUUACGAGCUUGUUCGGGGCAGGAAGAGAGAGACAAACCUUGCCACAUUGGCAAGGUUGUCGAGCUGCUAGCAGGUCUAUAAGAUCGUGUUUGGAAGUCGUUGAAUUUCCGUGACGGUCGAAUAUGGUCAAUUUGGCUGUCCACAACUUUUAGAGAUUCGAAAUCAGUUGUCGUUGGCUGUUUUUUGCUUUCGUCUGCAUCCCGUUUUUUUACUACCUUCGUUUCAAGCUUCUAUUUCCUUAGUAUUAUGAGUGCAAAGAAAGAGGCUUUGUUCGCCUUGCCAGGUUUUCGGUUAGUUUUUACGUCCUUGGAUCAGGUUCCGGCAAAGGCUCUUCUGUUUUGAAACAAAAUACUACUUCCAGU